Messenger RNA from Linepithema humile (Argentine ant), 807 nucleotides. It is a transcript of the gene Rpb7, whose product is annotated as DNA-directed RNA polymerase II subunit Rpb7. Lineage: Eukaryota; Metazoa; Arthropoda; Insecta; Hymenoptera; Formicidae. Gene Ontology annotation, cellular component: P-body; RNA polymerase II, core complex. The record is from RefSeq and is a predicted model, not a curated record. Gene Ontology annotation, biological process: positive regulation of translational initiation; positive regulation of nuclear-transcribed mRNA poly(A) tail shortening; transcription initiation at RNA polymerase II promoter. Gene Ontology annotation, molecular function: translation initiation factor binding; single-stranded RNA binding; single-stranded DNA binding.
UUUUAAUAAAUAUUUAAGCAUCAUGUUUUAUCAUAUCUCAUUAGAACAUGAAAUUCUGUUGCAUCCUCGAUACUUCGGUCCUCAAUUACUUGAUACAGUAAAGCAGAAACUUUAUACGGAGGUGGAAGGCACCUGUACAGGAAAAUAUGGUUUUGUCGUCGCAGUUACGACAAUAGAUAAUAUAGGAGCAGGUAUUAUACAACCAGGACAAGGUUUUGUAGUUUAUCCAGUCAAAUAUAAAGCCAUAGUAUUUAGACCAUUCAAGGGUGAAGUACUAGAUGCAAUAGUUACACAAGUGAAUAAGGUUGGGAUGUUUGCUGAAAUAGGGCCACUCUCAUGCUUCAUAUCUCAUCAUUCAAUCCCAGAGGAUAUGCAAUUUUGUCCAAAUGUGAAUCCAGCUUGUUAUAAGUCGAAGGAAGAGGACGUUGUUAUCCAGGCAGAUGAUGAAAUCAGACUGAAAAUUGUAGGCACGAGAGUAGAUGCUACUGGAAUCUUUGCUAUUGGAACAUUAAUGGAUGAUUAUCUAGGUCUCGUAUGCAACUGACAUAUCUAUUGCUCAUCUCUAAAGAAUUUUCUAACUUAUUAAAUGUUAUUUUAUAUAUCUGAAAACAAUAUUGUAAAAUAUUUUCUACUCUCUUUAUAUACAACAAAAUAUUUCAAUAUUAUCUGACCAAAAAAUAUAAAAAAUAUAAUGAAUUAUAAUAAGAUACAGAAUCAUUUUAACAAGCAAGAAAUAUAAUAAUGAUAAUAGAAUUUUAUUCAUGCCUUUACUUUUGUUCAAAAGUAUUUACAGCACAAUAAUAUUGC